Molecule: messenger RNA, 618 nt
Organism: Lodderomyces oxycetoniae
Lineage: Eukaryota; Fungi; Ascomycota; Pichiomycetes; Serinales; Debaryomycetaceae
Exons: 1
Coding region: 1-618 (205 amino acids)
Source: RefSeq, a predicted model, not a curated record
AUGAUGAAUAGGGAGGUAAAAGAACAGGGUUAUAAAGAUGUGGAAAUAAGGCCCUACGACGGAGAAGAAGGGUCUUCUUCAGGACUACUGAUUUUCCAGUCCAAACUUUCUAAAGGACCAGAGAUGGUCAUCAAUGCCAACAAUGAGAAUAAUAGUAAUGGUAAUGAUGAUGUUAAGGUAAUGAGCCACUUUCCUUAUAAUUUAGUAAUAAAAGUAGCUACAUCAGAACCAAGAGAUGUGCUACAGUCGGAACGUACAUGCUUGACUUUUGUUCGGUUUGCCGCGGCUUUGUUCUUCACCGCAUUGGGUAUAAUUUUGAAUUUCAAAUUAGACACUUCGGGCAAUAAUUUGCUAGAUAAGCCUGGUAAGCAUCCUCGUGGUUUUAACCACUCAAAGUACUCGCAGGCCGCAUCCUUUGUGAUGUUGAUACUCUCAUUGCUUGUAUUGGUGAUCAGCACAAUAAACUAUUUUAUUACGAUUAAUCGAUAUGCGCAACGCAAAAUCGAAACGUAUAACUUUAAUAACUUAACUACAAUGAUUUGCAUGACUGGGAUAAUAGUAUCAUUGGGCGUGAUAAAUAUCACAAUGAUUAUAGAAGGGUUUUUGGAGGAGUCUUGA